This is a messenger RNA of Gadus morhua (Atlantic cod), 3620 nucleotides long. It is a transcript of the gene tlnrd1, whose product is annotated as talin rod domain containing 1. The record is from RefSeq and is a predicted model, not a curated record. The transcript has a single exon. Gene Ontology annotation, molecular function: actin binding. Bases 1879 to 2943 code for a protein of 354 amino acids. NCBI's taxonomy places the organism in Eukaryota, Metazoa, Chordata, Actinopteri, Gadiformes, Gadidae.
UGCUGCCUGUACGGCGAAAGGCGCCGCUCUCCAGCACUAUGACCAAGUAGCAGCGGCAAAAGUGUAUCAUAUCUAACUUUUAAUUUUGUUGGCGUAAAACCCGCUGUGUCGCCAUGGCUUUCCCGUCAUCAUGGCAAACAGAAGAAGAGUCCCCCGGGACAGACACGGGAUGAUUUCCUAGCCAGUCGCUACAUUUAGGAAAAGUGCGUUUUUGGGUGUAACUUUGCCCGUACACCGGUAGUUGAAACGCACCCACGUCGGGGCCUCGGGAAAGGAUGUCUCAUGGCAGAAGGAUCGGUCAGCUCUGGGAGCACGGGUCCAACCCUCCAACCCAGGGACCCUCAACUCAACGCCAGCAGUUCCACGACGAUGAAGCGGCGUAUGGCGGACUACUCUGGAAGUGACUGAAUGGUUGGACGUGCACGGUUGUACUGAGACAGUGAGUUUUGGAGCGUAAAGGCCACCCUUGUGGCUCUUGCUCUCUCCGGUUCUGCUACAGGCGAGCCGUUCAAACUGCGACCACACCCUCCGCGCUUCCUGGUGCCGCGCUCCUUGCAGCGGGAGCGGCGCGUUGCAACGCUACUGCGACUUUUGCUUUUUUUGGGGGGGGGAUCUCCGUUUCGUUUUUAUUUUAGAGUGAGUGACUUAGCCCCGUGUGCUGCAAUAUUAGACUUGUACACGCACACACCCCGUGGCUUGCAGAGCAGCAGGUUAUGGAUCGCUGGACCCACUGCUACCUACACAGGAUAUGCGGGUGUGCACACUCCUCUCUCUGGAGUUGAGAUGAAGAAGGCGUAUGGUGGACAAUGCCAGUGGAAAUAAGACUACCCGACGCGCUACUUUCUGAUACUGGAUUGCAUAUGAAAAAGAAAAGAUUGAAAGUCGUCGGAGUCGUUGUGUCGUGUCUCCGGACGUUUUGCUCCUAGUGGAUUUACUUGUGUGGGACUCAUGGGAUGAUGAUGUCCAGCGGUCCAGCGGUGAAGAGAAACCCGGGCCCGGGUGGCACCCGGUUCAUAACAAGCAUGACUCUGUUUCUCAGUCCACUUGGGCCGAUCAAACUCAAUGGGGAUAACUCGGAUAAGUACUCGGUGCUGUUGCGUCCUACUUGCUCCCAUGCAAGUAGACAUACAAUAGUUGUCUUGAUAACGGCAUUGUAGGAAACAAAGCAACGCAAACAGAGAAGCUGAGACAGAGUCAUCUAUUGGGAAUGUAUCCCAAUCAAAAACGGUAAUGAGAUAUUGAGGCUUCUGUUUCUCGCCUGCACUUUGCCUUGUAUUUAGAAGGCGCUUGAGGAGCACUGAUAUGUGAUCAGUUACAACCUGUGAAUUGUAUUCUUUCACAAACACCUGGGACAACAGAUCGUUUUUUGUUUCGUUUUAUUUCCAGGGCAUUUCAUUUGUAAACCAAAUAGUUUGUCACACUGAUUGUAUAAUUGAAGGGAUUCUAUUUUUUGAUUCUUGUAUUGUUAAACUUCUAGUGACUAAAGAGCAUAACAGUUAUGUGACGGGGAUAUGGGUCAUCGUAGAGUUGGUCAUAUAGCUUGUUCUAUUUUAAUAUUUCAAAUUUGGCGAGAAAUUUACUCAAUUACAAUGGGCUCUCACUAGAUGUUUACAUUAAGAAUGCAUGACCUGUUUGUGGAUACAUAACACAAGGUUGCUUACCUAGACUCUGAAGGAUAUCAAAGAAGACAAGUUUGGCCAGUUUUAUAUUUAAUUUCUUUAAACCUGUUGCAUUUCCUCAUCUUUUAGAAAAAAGUCAAAAAUAACGCAGUGUGCAGCGAAAGCAACUUCAAAGUAAGCCGCAACCCCUCCCCUGCUAGUGCAGUGUUCAUCCCCACCUACCCACCCCCUCCUCCCCCUUCCUCCCCCCCUUUCUAUUAUGGCUAGUGGUGGCUCGGGCAAGUCAGCCAGCGACGGGUCCACCAGCGCACCGAGCGGCAGCGUGCAGCAGAGGAAGAGGCUCUCCUCGGUCUGUGACAUCUGUAAGGGCAAGAUGCAGCUGGUGGCGGACCUCCUGCUGCUCUCCAGCGAGACGCGGCCGGUCAUGAGCUCGGAGGGCGUGGCCGUGGCGGAGACCUUCGAGCAGUGCCGCGACACGGUGAUCGCCCGCACCAAGGAGCUGUCCAUCCUCACCCACGACAUCCAGAGCCAGCUCAACAUGGGCCGCUUCACCGAGGUGGGCGACCGGCUGCUCGAGAUGGGCGACCUGGUGGUGUCGCUCACCGAGUGCUCGGCGCACGCCGCCUACCUGGCGGCGGUGGAGACGCCGGGCUCCCAGCCCUGCCAGCCGGGCCUGGUGGACCGCUACAAGGUGACCCGCUGCCGCCACGAGGUGGAGCAGAGCUGUGGCGUGCUGCGGGUCACGCCGCUGCCCGACCUCUCGCCGCAGCUCCUGCUGGAGCUGUCGCAGAACAUGUCGGCCAACCUCAAGACUCUCACGGACUCCUCGUCGCUGGCCAGCGAGCGCUCGCGCGACCGCUUCGCCAAGGAGCAGUUCAAGCUCGGCGUGAAGAGCAUGAGCACCAGCGGCACGGCGUUCCUGGCGUGCGUGCGCGAGGUGAAGAACCAGCCCAGUGAGCUGACGCGCAGCCGCUGCGUGCUGUUCAGCGCCGCCCUGGUGCAGGCGGUCAACGCGCUGGUGGGCUUCGCCACGGAGCCCCAGUUCCUGGGCCGGGCGGCCAGCAUCUCCGGCGAGGGCAAGGGGGUGCAGACGGCGGUGCUGGGGGGCGCCAUGAGCGUGGUGUCGGCCUGCGUCCUCCUGACUCAGGGGCUGCGCGACGUGGCCCAGCAUCCCGAGAGCAGCUCCAAGAUGGCCGACUACCGGGAGCGGCUGCGGAACUCUGCGUGCGCCGUGUCGGACGGCUGCACGCUGCUCUCCCAGGCGCUCCGGGAGCGGUCGUCGCCCCGGACGCUGCCGCCCGUCAACUCCCAUUCUGUGAAUUAGUUUAGAGAGAGAGAGAGAGAGAGCGCCCGAAUUAUAACCCACCUCGCCGCCCUCCCUACGACGGCGACACCAAAGAGACUUGCUUGGUUCGGCCCUCGAUUCGUCAGGUUUUAGAGGAGGCAGUCGAGGAAGGCAGCCCAAGGGGUCCGCUUUCGGACGUAUCAGAACAUUCAACCGUGGUUCAAGUUGUUUUUCUAAGAGCACACAUAUACAGUUUGCAAAGGUGUUGCGUCGCGCUGGAUGUGACCAAAAAAAACCUUCCUAAGAAAAUAAAGAUAAGUGACCCUGUGGUCAUCGGCAGCCUGAUCCACGCUCCUUGGGGCCUCUUUCGCUAUGAAGACGGCUAAUGUCUCGAAACCUAAAACGUUUACCUCAGUUUUCAGAUCUGAUGAAAACAACAGCGUCGAUGGAUGGAUGUAGCCUUGAUGUGUAAACCUAUGGUUGGGUGGCCUGUACGAGUACUCAUACGUACGUUUGCAAGUUGGGAAGAUUGUGUAACUGAUUGGGUUUCUUUUCCGACGAGUGUGAAUUUUCAAAGGGUGGUAGCUGCUGUGAGUGUGUGCCAUAGGUUUUACACUAUUUACCGGACUUACAAUAGUAUUUUAAUUGUGUCUCUUUUGAUCAUGCAUGUAAAGGACUAUUUAUUUCAACUAUUAAAAUGAUGUUUCAGAUAAUAA